AUGCGCUAUCGCGAGUCUACGUGUUGCAGUUUUCAUGGUGUCCUUGGGUUUGGAGGCGCCGUGCAACGGCUACAUCGUCUCGAAACACAAGUCGAAGAAGACAAACGGAAACUCAAAGCGUCUGGCGGGCUCGAAUUGCUACAAACGGCUGUCAAAUUUAGAGCUUUGAACUCAUUAGGCCAAGAAGUCUGUUGGUUUAUCACGAAGCUUCAAUGCACCGUAGCUUCCUUCACCAUGACGUCAUCAGCCAGACUGCUAGCCAAAUGUGUGUCCAGUGGGGCAGUGUCUCAGGAGGAGCUAGAAUCCGCCAACUCAUCGCAGAGCUCCGUUUUCUCCUCUCAACUGCAUGAAGCCGAACAACGAAUCAAUAUGCAUAAAGAGCUGGAGCAGCUGCAGCUAGAAUUGGAGCUACUGACGGCGGACAAGCAGAACGCAGACGCCACGCACGUGUUCUACCUUGCUGCCAGGCUGCAGGCGCUGCAGACGUUCUGCACUCACCUGCAGAAUGUCGUGAAGGACCACAAGCUCCUGGCCCAGCAACUGAGCAGUCCGCUGGGAGGUGCAAACCUUCCUGUCCCGGCCCACCUGCGCCGGUUUGUAGUGCAAGUGGUCCAGAUGUCGACGGAUUUUGUGGAGACUUGGGACGAGAAGAGAAGUGCUAUAAGCAGAUGCGCCGGCGCUGCCGCCAACCUGGAUCAGCUGAACACGUGCGUCUCGCAACUUUUGGGCCUCGCCUCGCAGGAGGAGGUGUUGGCCGAUCGGCUUCUUCGAUGGAAGGACACGUGACCAACCUCGACCGACGCUGGUCCUCCAGACCGUACCGGCCCGCUUCUGUCUUUUGUGACCGCUUCUUUUUCUUUGGAAUAAAAAUGACUGAUUAGAAA
This is a messenger RNA of Syngnathus typhle (broad-nosed pipefish), 884 nucleotides long. RefSeq names its product HAUS augmin like complex subunit 2 (gene haus2). NCBI's taxonomy places the organism in Eukaryota, Metazoa, Chordata, Actinopteri, Syngnathiformes, Syngnathidae. The record is from RefSeq and is a predicted model, not a curated record. Gene Ontology annotation, cellular component: mitotic spindle microtubule; centrosome; HAUS complex. The transcript has 7 exons. Gene Ontology annotation, biological process: spindle assembly; centrosome cycle; microtubule nucleation. Bases 1 to 786 code for a protein of 261 amino acids.